AUGCCGCUCUUCUCUCCCUUCUUCCGCCUGCCUGGGCGCUGGAGGAGCAGGAGUGCCCGGAAGCGGCGCAUGGCAGUCCAGACCACCGUCCUGAUUGUCAUCCUACUGCUCGUGCUCCCGCUCUACAUCAUCUACAAGCCGCCAAACGUCGUCAUCGGCUACUUCCAGAAUCGCUUCCCGCAUGUGCUGUUCCAGAUCAACACGACCAGGAAGAUCAUUGCCCUGACCGUUGACGAUGCGCCCAGUCCGUACACCCGCGAGAUCCUCGACAUUUUGAAGGCGAACGAUGCAUCAGCGACCUUCUUUGUCAUAGGCGGACAAGUACCACAGCACGAGGGACUACUGGAGGACAUUGUCAACGCUGGACACGAACUGGCCAACCACGCCAUGCACGACGAGCCAAGCAUAUCCUUGACCAGCUCUGAGCUCAAAGAACAAAUCGAUCACGUCGACAGGUACAUCGAUUCGGCUUACACAGCCGCUGGCAAAGAACGUGCAGCACACUACUUUCGACCUGGGUCUGGUUUCUUCAGCGAACGAAUCCUCGAGGUGGCUACCACGGCAGGCUACAGGACCAUUCUUGGAAGCAUUUACCCCCACGACCCUUUUAUCAGUGCGUGGUGGCUUAAUGCAUGGCACAUUCUGAGCAUGUACCGGCCCGGCGCAGUCAUCAUCUGUCAUGAUCGACGUUCGUGGACUGUGCCGAUGUUGAGCAAGGUGGUGCCUGCUUUGAAGAAGAAGGGCUAUGAAGUGCUAUCUGUCUCGAAGUUCUUGGAAAUGGCGAAAACCUGA
Molecule: messenger RNA, 792 nt
Organism: Fulvia fulva
Lineage: Eukaryota; Fungi; Ascomycota; Dothideomycetes; Mycosphaerellales; Mycosphaerellaceae
Product: Peptidoglycan-N-acetylglucosamine deacetylase
Exons: 1
Coding region: 1-792 (263 amino acids)
Biological process (GO): carbohydrate metabolic process
Cellular component (GO): membrane
Molecular function (GO): hydrolase activity, acting on carbon-nitrogen (but not peptide) bonds
Source: RefSeq, a predicted model, not a curated record